AAAACUUUUUCCGGAAUAUAGAUGGCGCACCAAUCUGUUGAUGAUGCUGAGUAAAAGUUAAGAAAUUUUAUGCAUCGUUUUUUGUGGGGCAGCAUAUGAAGCCAGAGAGGUACAUUCAGUAUUUCUAUAUACUAUGGGUCCGGAGAGUUUGUUAUAGAUGGUCCAUUUUAUAACCCAUGUGUCACCAGAAUGACGGUCUUCUACCUGAUUGUUCUUACUCUCCUCCCUGUCAGCUGCUAUGGACAGACCCAGCAGAUCAUGUUCACUCACAGAAGGAGCUGUCGACGUCCCCAUCAUUAUCAGGCAGAGAGUCAUUACUUGGUGAGAGCCAAGGGGCCGCUACCCGCCAGACAUUGCAACAUGACGUUUGCUGAAUCAGAAUGGAGUGCCAAUUCACCAGAUCAACAAUGCUAUUCUCUCUGUAUCAAACUCAUCAAUGCAUCCAUGACUAGUUGUGAUUUUAAAAUGACAUACUAUGAUGGAAUAGGGGACCCCAAACCUAGGACCUUCAACUGCAAGAGUUAUCCUCCCUCGUUAUGGUGCUCCAGCCACAUGGAGGUAACUGUGGAGUUGCGUGAGUUGGAUAGUUAUGACAGACGUGGAGUUGAUGGGUAUGACCUUACUUUGGAGAUUAAGCCUUACUGUCAUCAGCCAGCAAGUACAGUACCUGGGGAUGCUUACCUGGACCAUUACCUGCGUAAAGAGAAGCGUGACCGUGACACCAUCAUCAUAGCUGGCUCCCUGGUCAGCACGAUCUGCUUCCUGUUCGUCAUUUUUUGGCUUGUCUAUUGCUGCUGGAAACGACAAACCCCACGGGAGAGCUACCAAAGGUCGACAACUCCACUGUCUCAUCAGAACAGCUUCAAAUCAUCAGGCUCAGGACGGAAAGGUCCAGGGACAUCCCACUCAUCCAAUGGAGACCGAACAGAGGCCAAGAACUGGUACCCAAUGACCACGAGGUCUCCCCCCAAAUACCAGCCCCCUGUGUACAGCAGCCAGGGCUGGGACGCUCCGGCCGACAACAGCAGAUACACCGAGCUUCCAGGAACUUCCUAUUCUCCUCAAAGGGGCCCAACUCAAGGCUUCCAUUUGAGGCAGUUUUCCCAAGGAGAACCAUAUAAUCCACUGGCUCCAAUAAGAGAACAACCUCCCAUGUACAAACUGACCUUUGAGGUCACAGAGCGAUCACAUGACCCAGGAAUGCCAUUCCGAGGACCACCCCCUCUCCCUCCCCGUCCAAAUACAGUCCAGCGUCCAUCCAAACAGUACUACAUUUAGUUGUGUACUAAGAAAGCAGUAUUGUAUUUAAUUGUUAACUAGAGAGUCAUUAGAAUUCACAGGGGCUAAUACUGUGGAAUCACUAGAUUUCGUGGUGGCUCAAUUUUCGUGGAAUUCGUGGGUAGGUACCUCUCAUCCACGAAUUAACAUCCCCCAUGAAUUAUUAAAUUCUGGCUAUAAAGUCUUUCCUUUUGUAGGUAUACAAAAAUUCACAAAAUUAUGUCCCAACGAACCUGUAAAUUUUUAAUAUUCCACGAAAAUUGGCCCCCACAAAUUUUAAUGAUUCCACAGCAUUUCUUGAUUGCCAAUACUUUAUAUGUAUGUGGAAUGUUAUUUCAUGGAUUCACUUGAGUAAGAGAUAAGGUAUUUUUUAUUUGUUUAAUAUGUUUUUCUUACAGGAAUUCUUUAUUGAGGGCACCAUUUUAAAUUCAUGAAAAUUUAGCUGCUAUGAAUUCUAAUGAUUCCACAGUAAUUAGAUGUGUCUACUGAAUGAAAAUUUAUAAAAAUUUAUGAAUAUUUAUGUAAUUUUUACACUUUUAUGCGUUACAUAUUUUUAGUCUUUAUUUUUUGGUACAAUGAUCUUUGAAAAAUUUCUAUAUUAUGAAUGCAUUUGCCUAUAUGAUGACAAAAAAGAAAUUUUAUUAUUAAAACUAUUUUUUCUGUUAGUAUUUUAUAAUUAUGCAUAAAUGACAAAACAAUUAUGCAAAUUACUAAAGUUUAAGGUGGCUCACUACACCUUGAAAUUGUUUCUCAAAUCAGCAGAAAAUUUCUUGAUUUUGAUAGAUUGAAUAAUGAAUUAGAAGUAUUUAAGUAAAAUAGGUGAGAAAUGUGCAAUUUUGGAUAAAAAAUUAUAUUUUUAAAACUUUAAUUCAGUUAAUGUGAGCAAAAGACCCACGCGGAUUCAAACUCUGACAUGAUGUGCAAUUUUACAUUUAAAUCACCAUCUUGUGACAAAAUGUCUUAAAAAGUAAAAGUUUAAAUCUUGUGAGGUGCCUUAAUAUAUGUCAUAUUUACAUCCCAAUGUUUAUUCUUUCAUGAACAGUAUUUAAUCUAACUAACAUGCAUUAUGGUAUUCUUCUCUAUCGCUUUUAUCUGUUUUAUCUUUAUCUGCAGAAUAUUCUUAAAUUGAAAAAAAAUAAUAGCAUCAAGAAUUUUAAAUGCAAUGCAAGUUAGUACAGAUUGUAUAUUGAUACAUAUAGUUUUUUAAUGUUUUGAUAUGCAAUUAAGACCAGUGUGUUCAACUAUUUAUGAUGUCUGUUAACAUUGCACUGAAUGAUAUGUCCAACAGUUACAAGAUGUGUAUUUUAUAUACCGGUAUUUAGCACGCAACAUUUGUUUUUUGGAUGAAUUUCUGUCUAAGGUCAUGAAAUCAUAAGAGGGUUGAUUAUCAAGGUCAAGAUAUGUGUUCAAAGUUUCAUUCUUUAUUAUCAAAUACUGUUCAUUUACUGAACUGGUAUAUAUUAAUUAGUGCAAUGCUAUGAAAUGGUACAUUUAGUCAUUAGUUUGCCAUUAAAUCCGUAUUGAUAUAUUACGGUAUUGCCUUUAAUGCCUUGUGUGAUCAAGCUAUGAUGGAAAUGAAAUAUUCAUCUUGGAAAACAGAACUGAUCUGUGAUUUUAUAAAAACUACAUGUAGACUAUGCAAGUGUGUACAAUAAGUGCCUUAAACAACAUUUAGAGGUUGUCACAAAUAUAAGUACAUGUUAGUAAGGUUUAAAACUAAUACUUUGUUGUUUUACUGAUUAUUAAUGAUGUUGUGAUUUGUUGUGGUCUUUUAAGGAGAGACUAAUACUUUAGAGAAGUUAUUAACCUCUCUCUGUUGUGUGUACCAGAUAUAGUUAUAUCUAGAACCUGUUAUCAUGGUUUCAUCAUUAUUUGUUAAGCACCAAUUUUUGGGAAUUUUGUCACAGUAAGACACAUGACAGUACAUAUACAUGUCCAUGUACUAAAUCCACUUGUCAAAAAAUAAUCAAACAUCGAGGAAUACGGUAUUUAAGAAAUCACUGUACAUGUACAGGUACUGUUAAUAUGUACAAUACGGCGUACUGCCAUAUGAUACUCAAUCAUACUUUGUCGUACCAAAUUUGUAUCCAUUAAUGAAUGCUUAAAAGACUGUGAUUCAUCCAUUGUUUUAGCUCAAGAAUAAAUUAUUAUCUUAUAAUGCUAAAUAGAUUAAACUAUAUAUUACGAUGAUUAAAAAAUAAUGCAUUGUUGUGUUUUGAAUACUACAAUUAAACUAAACACAUUUAGUUUACUCUUAAGCAAGUUUUUUUUAGUUCAUAAUCUUCCCAUAUGUCUUUCUGGCUUUGAAUAAUAUACACUUUUAAAGCAGCAGGAGGGCCUGCUUAAGAAUUUUCUAGUUUUGGGU
This is a messenger RNA of Magallana angulata, 3643 nucleotides long. RefSeq lists its product as uncharacterized. The transcript is spliced from 7 exons. Bases 190 to 1278 code for a protein of 362 amino acids. Lineage: Eukaryota; Metazoa; Mollusca; Bivalvia; Ostreida; Ostreidae. The record is from RefSeq and is a predicted model, not a curated record.